Messenger RNA from Aspergillus sclerotioniger CBS 115572, 2763 nucleotides. RefSeq names its product glycoside hydrolase family 55 protein. Lineage: Eukaryota; Fungi; Ascomycota; Eurotiomycetes; Eurotiales; Aspergillaceae. The record is from RefSeq and is a predicted model, not a curated record. The transcript is spliced from 10 exons. Gene Ontology annotation, molecular function: polygalacturonase activity. The coding region runs from base 1 to 2763 and encodes 920 amino acids.
AUGGUCAACAACCAACCCAAUGUUUUUGGCGCUGCUCCCGAUAAAGGCAGUAUGAAUGGACCCAUCACUUCGGAUGCUCAGCUUCUUCACUAUGAUGAGUCUGCAUAUCAUACAAAUCGCACCGGGACCAACUCUACUGCCCGAUCACUUCAUCGUAGAUCUUCCGACUUUUGGAUGGAUGACAUCACGCAUGGAGAGAUGCCUUUCGCACCUAGCGGGUAUGAGUUUUAUCGUAACGUUAUGGAUUAUGGCGCCACCGGUGAUGGAACUACCGAUGACACUGCAGCUAUCAACCGGGCAGUCUCUGACGGCAACCGCUGUGGUGAGAACUGUGGCUCAACCUCGGUGCUGGGGGCCCUGGUUUACUUCCCACCUGGUACCUACUUGAUCAGUACUCCCAUCGUCCAGUACUACUACACGCAAUUCGUUGGUGACCCCAAUGACCGACCAAUUAUCAAAGGAUCCGCCAACUUCACUGGUAUCGCGCUCAUUGACACAGACCCCUACAUCCCCGGUGGUAGCGGCAGUGAGUGGUACAUCAACCAAAACCAAUUUUAUCGACAGAUCCGUAACUUUGAGCUUGACAUGACUGAGAUGAACUUUACCAACUAUGACGCGGGCCAGGCCUACGUUCCCACUGGUAUUCACUGGCAGGUGGCACAGGCAACGUCCAUGCAAAACAUCUAUUUUAACAUGCCUGAGUCAACCUCGGAGGAAACCACCACGGCGGUUGGUAUCUUCAUGGAGAAUGGCUCCGGAGGAUUUCUCAGUGACCUUGAAUUCUACGGUGGUAAUAUUGGCUUCCGUGCUGGUACUCAGCAGUAUACUGCACGCAACCUCAAAUUCACUUCCUGUCUCACCGGUGUUUCCAUGAUCUGGGACUGGGGCUUUACUUGGAAGAAUGUUGAGUUUGACGGUGUUUGGGUUGCGUUUGACUGCACCAGCGUUGGAAGUGAAGAUAGUCAGGGCACGGGUUCUAUUGCGGUGGUUGAUUCCACCUUUUACUCAGUGCCAUACCCGAUCACUCUGCGCGAUGGUGGUCCGUAUCCUGAUAUUAUUCUGGAUAACUUGCUAGUUCAGGAUUCGGCCAGUAUUGUGUUGAUCUCGGGUGGUGAUACUCUCUUCGAAGGUUCUUCUGGAUCCAUUUACAUCGAGUCCUGGGCGUAUGGGAGACGCUACACAUCCAUUGAUGGCACUGGUACUGAGACCUAUGGCUUACUGGAUGUCUCUCCUGAUAAGCCCGAGAGUCUUUUGGAUGGGGAUGGAGAUUACUUCACUAAGUCUCGGCCCCAGUAUGACACCUACUCCGCGAGCGACUUUAUCGUGGCAACGGCACACAAUAUCAGUAAUGAUGCGACUGGAGACCAAACGGAUGCUAUCAACACCUUGCUUAGUGAUAACGUGGGUUCCCCGAUCUUCUUCCCUGCCGGUAUCUACCUGGUUAAGAGUACCGUUUUUGUUCCUGUCGGCUCUAUUAUUGUCGGGGAGGGAUGGUCUCAAAUUAUGGGCACAGGCGAGUAUUUUGAGGAUGAACUCAGCCCUCAGGUCAUGGUGCAAGUAGGGUAUGAGGGAGACUCAGGUACCCUGGAGAUCAGUGAUAUGCUGUUCACUGUGAAAGGUCCCACUGCCGGUGCCAUUCUCAUGGAGUGGAAUGUCCGUGAAUCCACUCAAGGCUCAGCCGGAAUGUGGGAUUCGCACUUCCGAGUGGGUGGUGCCAAUGGAACGGACCUCCAGAUGAGCGACUGUCCCAAGUCGGAUACUGUCAACAAGGACUGUAUGGCUGCCAGCAUGCUGCUGCACCUGACACCUACUUCUUCAGGAUAUUUUGAGAACGUAUGGGCUUGGGUAGCAGACCAUGAUCUGGAUGUUCAAAUCAGUAGCAACGACACCGACACCUCAGCGACGCAGCUUAACAUUUACGCUGCCCGAGGAGUGUUGAUAGAAUCUCAAGGCCCGACAUGGUUCUAUGGAUGUGCCUCGGAGCACAGCAUUCUGUAUCAAUAUCAGCUGUAUAAUGCCAAGGACAUCUACCUUGGUCAUAUCCAAACCGAGAGCCCCUACUUCCAGGACACGCCUGCUGCAGACAAGCCAUACACCAUUGGUACUUUUGAAUCAGAUCCGACCUUUGAGGACUGUACAUCGGGCUCGAAUUGCGAGAAGGCUUGGGCUUUGCAGGUGCUGAGCUCGGAGAACGUCUUCAUCUACAGCGCCGGCUUGUACAGCUUCUUUGAAUCCUACAGCGAGGAUUGCCUCGAUGAUGAAAGCUGCCAAGAGCGUCUCAUGGAGACUAGUUACACCCAGGGUCUGUGGAUGUACAAUCUUUUCACCAUCGGUGCAACCGAAAUGGUCUACCCUGAUGGAGGCGUCAUUCCCCCUACCUAUCAGGCCGACAAUAAGAAUGGCUACUCAACUGAUAUCAGUGCCUGGCUGGUUUUGUCCGAGCAAGGCGCAGAUAUUGGCAGCUCAGGGAAUGAAGAAGAGGAUGGAUCUGGAGUGGUUUAUAUCGAUCCUAUCGUCUUCGGAGAGCCCAGUCCGAUCUUCCAAUGUUACCCCCCUUGCACGAUGGUGAUGCCCACGUCGACCUCUAACACCUCCUCCACUGUGACCUAUGCUCCCUGGAGCACCCAUGUCGUCGUGGGUGGAAGUACUGUUUCGGCCGGUGCCACUUCUGCUCACACCACCACCGUCGUCUGGUCACCAAUCACUUCAGCUUCUGGCCCCUUUACGUCCCAGACGGUGAAACCAGAUUCACCUUCAACAUGA